Saprolegnia diclina VS20 is the source of this 1695-nucleotide messenger RNA. RefSeq lists its product as hypothetical. The transcript has 5 exons. The record is from RefSeq and is a predicted model, not a curated record. Gene Ontology annotation, molecular function: oxidoreductase activity. Lineage: Eukaryota; Oomycota; Saprolegniomycetes; Saprolegniales; Saprolegniaceae. Bases 148 to 1605 code for a protein of 485 amino acids.
CGUCGUUCGAAAUCGAUGAAAGCGAGGGUUGCGUGGGAACUUUGGGACGGACCUUCUGUGCCCACAUAUUAGGCUGCAAAUGACCCGCGUUGUUGUUCGAGAACCUUGGGUCUCGGAUCCGCUCAAUCAUUCCUCGAUUUGCGGCCAAUGCGCUACUUGUACCUCCUCGCCGCCGCACUCGCCGUCGUUUCGGCGCAAAUCGCCUCGCCGGCAUGCCCGACGCCUCGGAUUCGGCGCGCAUGGAGCCAGUACUGCCAGGCGGACAAGGACUUGUACAUCAAGGCUGUGAGUCUUGGCAUGAAGCGCGGCUAUCACCACCGGUUCGUCGAGAUCCACAUCGAGCCUGCCUCCAACAGCGAGGCGCACGACAGCUUCUUCUUCUACUGGCACCGCGCGUACUUGCUCGCGUACGAAAACAUGUUGCGCUCGCUCGGGCCUCAGUUUGCGUGCAUCACGCUGCCGUACUGGGACUACGCGUCGCUCGGCGCCAACUUUAUCUCUGGCGGAUGCACCGACAUGCUGAGCUGUGGUCCACUUCUCAAGGACUUUGGCGGGUCGCUCCCACCAACGGCGAAGGGCCCGUACACGCUAACUGUGAAUGGGCAGGUGUUUCAAGCCGACAACUGCGUCGUGUCGCCGCUGACGAGAAAUUUUUGCCAAAACUCGACCGCGUUCAACACCAAGAAAUGCUUCAACUGCAUGCCGCGUAAUGACUGGUCCAAAGCUCCGGUGCCGCCGGACGUCAAUGCACUGAGCGUCUACAGCAACGUGCUGGGGGAUGUGCCCCCCAACCUCGACGGGGUCACGUCCGGCGUCCAAUGGGGCACCCACAACAUGGUGCACGCGGUGCUCGACUCGACGAUGGGCACGUUCGCGUCGCCCUCGGACCCGGUGUUCUAUGCCCACCAUGCCACGACCGACGCGCUGCACGCUAUCUACUACAAUUGCAUCGUGGCUGGGUCGCCCCCGAAGAACCCGUAUGACGACGACCGCACGUGGACGACGACGCGCAACUUUGCGGGCAAAACCAUUGUCCCCUCGGAUCUUAUCACGAUGAAGGUGGGCGAAGCAGGCACGGUGCCAGCGUCGAUCUGGACAGCUACGUCGAACCCGAUCUACCCGUUCUUCCAGGGCAUUCCGCAAACGUACCUUCCGUACGCGGACUCGACCAAGCUUGGCGCGUAUUCGUACAAGUACAACUUUACGGGCACGAUGCUGGAAGAUAUGAACAAGCAGUGCUCUGCAUUCAAGCCCGCGGGCGCCGUACUCCUCACAACGGACGGCGGGCCGCCGACGGCUGCCGCCACCAAGGAGAGUAUGUGGCUCCGCGACGCGACGAUCCUCGCAUCGAACUACUACACGGAAGACGCCGACAUCACGCACCAAGUGCAAAUGAUGCUGUGCGUGUACUACAACGAGUGCCUCGGCGGCGUCUUUGACUACUCGGACGAGUUCAAGACCAACUUCCACGUGUCGAAGAAGCCACCGUGCAAGCGCAUCGUCGACGACCUUGCCGGCGGCAACACUGUCAUCGGCGUGCCCGGCUGGGAGCGCGCAAUGCUCAAGACGUACCCGUGCAACGGCGCGUCGGCGCUGUUUUUGUAGAGCGACGCGGCGAUUUUGACAAAGCUCGCAACCAUCCGCUCGUCGCACGCACUAUGGAUUCUGCAUAAUGAAUGAACUUUUGCAUCCGAA